UCUGCUGAGGAUGCACGGAUGAAAGACGACACUUUAUCGCAAAAUUCAAGACUUCCCAGUGAGGAAAGACUGCAAUAGUACCACAGGGAAUACUGUGAAUACUGUCAUUGGCAAUGUACUGUACCUGCUGCUAGGAGGCUCGUAAGGAAAGUGAAAGUAACUUGACAGUAUAGAGAGGAACUAACUGCAACAUGGCGUCUAAAUUACAGGAAGAUCUGUCGUGUCCCGUCUGCAAAGAUAUAUUUAAAGAUCCAGUCAUCCUGUCAUGUAAGCACAGCUUCUGUAAUGACUGUUUACAGAAAUACUGGGCAAACAAAAAUGAUUUGGGGUGUCCGGUCUGCAAGAGGAAGUCUUCAAAGGAGUGUCCACCUGUUUAUUUUGAGCUGAAGAAGCGUUGUGAGGCUUUCUUACAGGAGCGAGCCUCUGAGCCCGUCUGCAGUCUGCACUCUGAGAAACUCAGCAUCUUCUGUGUGGAUGAGCAGCUGCUACUGUGCAGAUACUGCACAGAUCAAGAAGCUCACAGAAACCACCGUUUCCAGUCUGUUGAUGAAGCAUCUCAGGACCACAAGAAAAAACUUGAGGAUUCAUUAAAACCCCUGAAAAAGAAAAUGAGGGCCAUCCGUGAGGUUAAAGGGAAAUGUGAUCAAACCGCAGAGCAUAUUAGAGCUCAGGCUGAAAGCACAGCGAGGAGCAUUAAGGAGCACUUUCAGAAGCUUCACCAGUUUCUAGAAGAGGAGGAGGCAGCCAGGUUGGUUGCACUGAGGGAGGAAGAGGAGCAGAAGAGUCAAGUGAUGAAGGAGAAGAUUGGGGCUCUGAGCAGAGAGAUAACAGCACUUUACCGCACCAUUAAAGAUACAGAAAAUGAGCUGAGAGCUGGUAAUGUCUCAUUUCUGCAGAACUACAGAGCUGCAGUGGAACGAGUUCAGCAGCAACCUCUUCCUGAUGAUGCAGAGCUUGCCUCGGGAGCACAGGUAGAUGUGGCCCAGCAUGUGGGCAACCUAAGCUUCAAUGUGUGGGUCAAGAUGAAGGAGAUGGUUUCCUACUGUCCUGUGAUCCUGGAUCCAAACACUGCUCAUCCAGGCGUAAUCCUGUCUGAAGAUCUGACCAGUGUGAGGCAGGGAGAGCAAACCCAGGAGCUUCCUGACAAUCCAGAGAGGAUUGAUCACUUCUUCUCCGUUGUCAGCUCCGAGGGCUUUGACUCGGGCUCUCACAGCUGGGAGGUGGAGGUUGGGGACAAUACGGCCUUCGUGCUGGGAGUGUUAACAGACUCAUUUCAGAGGAAAGGAGUCAUUUGGCCUGCACUGUGGAGGCUGAUGUUCUGUGGUGGUGAAUACAAAAUACUGUCGCCAUUAGACCCGGGGUCAGACGUGCAAGUGACGAGGAACCCGAAGAGAAUCAGACUUCAGCUGGACUUUGACAGAGGAGAGCUGUCAUUUUAUGACUCUGACACAGACACACACAUACACACCUUCACACACAGCUUCACUGACAGGCUGUUUCCAUACAUUAGCACCUGGUGUGACGUCCCAAUAAAGAUAGUGGCACUGAAGAUCUCUGUAACAGUGGACGGUUCGUUGUAAAAUGCCAUGUGCGCUGAUGAACAAGGCUAAAAAAUUUUGGCUGCCAAAGCUAGAACCUGUUAAAACUACAAGUUUUUACUUUUUCACCUCUUCUGUCAUCUGCGUUUCAUUUUGCAAUGCACAAAAAUGCAGUCAAUAUUUAAUAAACUGAUAAUUAGGUAAAGAGGUGCAUGGUAACCUAAUAUUAACCCUGACACUUGUCUUAAAUGGCUUGCUGGUGACCUAGAUGGUGAAAGAAGUGUAACUUUAAAGUAUUUAUUUGUCAUUUUGUAGUUUCUGUAACGUUAUUAAAAACACACCUGCACACUUUGUUUUUUGUUGAGUCCCUUACACUGAUGUAAAUCCAGGUAACACAGAAGAUUGGAGUUUGUACGUGCUUUG
This is a messenger RNA of Maylandia zebra (zebra mbuna), 1961 nucleotides long. RefSeq names its product zinc-binding protein A33-like. The record is from RefSeq and is a predicted model, not a curated record. NCBI's taxonomy places the organism in Eukaryota, Metazoa, Chordata, Actinopteri, Cichliformes, Cichlidae. Gene Ontology annotation, molecular function: protein binding; zinc ion binding.